Molecule: messenger RNA, 4557 nt
Organism: Xiphias gladius (swordfish)
Lineage: Eukaryota; Metazoa; Chordata; Actinopteri; Istiophoriformes; Xiphiidae
Gene: gpr137c
Product: G protein-coupled receptor 137c
Exons: 8
Coding region: 288-1643 (451 amino acids)
Biological process (GO): positive regulation of TORC1 signaling
Cellular component (GO): lysosomal membrane
Source: RefSeq, a predicted model, not a curated record
AAUCACGGGGGGACCUCUCUCUUGUUUCCUCUCUCUCUUUAUAAUUGUUUUUAACCCAGCGUUUCUUAAAACUACACACCAAUUUUUCUUCAACCCAAUAUCGGAUUUAAACCCCAGCGCAGUUUCAUUAUGCCACUUGUUUUCAGAAUAAACUGCUUUCAUCGCAAUUGUUCACUCGAAUACCCACGUCUUUUUGUCAUCCCCGGUGAAUUUAUUCCAGGUCUGACCCAGUUUUAGUGUUUUAGCCUUCAGAGCAUCCCAUGUGGUAGUGCGAGCCGUCGGUGGAGAUGUUUUCGGCAGGAGAGGAGGUUAAUUCCCAUUUGUUUACCUCAGUGAAGGAGUCCCAUGGAGCUGCAAUCUCCCCAACACUGGAGCUCAGUCUAACUACCAUCUACACUGGCCUCUACUCUUUCCUGUUUGUUUUCGUUUACCUGCAGCUCUGGCUUAUUUUGCACUACGGACACAAGCGCUUCAGCUACCAGAGUGUGUUUUUGUUUCUGUGUUUGCUGUGGGCAGCGCUGAGGACGACCCUCUUCUCUUUCUACUUUAAAAAUGUGGUGCAGGCCAACCAGCUGCAGCCUCUGGCCUACUGGCUGCUCUACUGCUGCCCCGUCUGCCUGCAGUUCUUCACUCUCUGCCUGCUCAACCUCUACUUUACACAGGUGAUGUUUAAGGCUAAAGCCAAGUAUUCCCCAGAGCUCACCAAAUACAAGGUUCCUCUACGUUUGUUCUUCCUGCUUCUCAGUGUGUUUUUCCUGGUGGUGAAUCUAACUUGUGCAUUGUUAGUGCAAGGAGCUCUGGAGCGCUCAGAAUCACCAAGUGAUGGGGGUAUCAGACAUGCAGUCUUGGCCCGUGUCCUGAUCAACGACAGUCUGUUCGUCUUGUGUGCCGUCUCUUUGGCCGUCUGCAUCUUCAAGAUUGCCAAGAUGUCCUCUGCCAACGUUUACCUUGAGUCCAAGGGUACAUCGGUGUGCCAGGCGACAGCCAUAGGAGCCGUGGUGAUUCUCCUCUACACAUCAAGAGCCUGUUACAACCUGGUGGUGGUGGCUCUGUCACCACAGGACAGACCCAGUCCCUUUAAUUAUGGCUGGUACAGUGUGUCUGAUCAGGCUGACGUGCAGGAGAUCAGUGGUGAAGCCUAUAUCGUGUUUGGGAUCAUUUUGUUCUUCUGGGAGCUGCUACCUACCAGUUUAGUGGUGGUUUUCUUCAGAGUCCAAAGACCCAACCAAAACCUGGCUCCGGGAGGGAUGAUCAACAGCCACAGUUUCAGCUCCAGAGCUUAUUUCUUUGACAACCCUCGACGAUAUGAUAGUGACGACGACCUGUCCAGAAGCAUCAACAGUAGGGCUGAUCGGGCCAGCCUUCUCUCCACCACUCCCCAGCUAGGUGCAUCUAGUUGGUAUGGCUCCAUCCAGUGCAACGGCAUUCUGACAGCGGACGUUGCAUCCGCCCAGCAACCGACAUCUUCCACCGCCCCCGUGCUCUUUGCCUAUGGAAACAUCCAGAGUCACCACCAUCACCACAACUACUACUCCACCCCGCAGAACAACAACUACCACCACCAUCAUCACAGUAACUACUAUUCCACGCCACAAAAUUAUUACUGCGGGUCCCAAACAUAUUUCUGCACCCCACAGAAUUAAGCAUACAAAAGACUAAUAUCUGAUUGUCUGCAUAAGCAUCAUCAUUUUGCUUCCCCAACUACAUCAAAGCAGGUGCUUUUAAGUGAUAAUCUGAAAGAUUGCUGAGGAACAAGUUGGGCAUUAAAAUUGGUUUGCCAAUUUAUUCUGGAGAAAUGUGGUGGAACCAGCAACUGGGAAGUUGUUGUGCAAUGACAAAUGGCUUUUUGAGGAUUUCACCGUAUUUAAAUGGUGUGAAUGGACCAGAAUUAAAGCAAGCGCAGUCCAUGGACCAGAGUUUUAGCACGAAUAUGGCUAAUACACCUAAAACUGCUAAGACCAAACUUUUUCUGUUAAAUGGUUUGAUCAGAUUAUCAUUUUUGAAAGUGGAAUCAUCAGGGACCAGAUAAUCGUCGUUCUCAUCAUCCUUUUUCUCAUUCCUGUUAAAUUUCAUUAGGACAGGAGCCAUGUAGUGGGCUUAUCAAGCUGACUUGGCUAAUGCUGGAGCUGCAGUGGUCUAUCAGUCAAGCAAUAUAUUUGUCAAACUUUGGGUUGUCAAAAAUAGGUUGUAUUACUAUUUUCAAUGGGUACGCUCAUGAUACUAACAUUUUAAUGAGCAGAAAAUAGGAUAAUUUAGGCUGAGAAAGAACAGUGUAGGGUGCUGUUCCCUAGCUUGAGCCUCGAUUCUAAAAAAGACUUUUCUGAAGAUGAACCCAAAAAUGAUAUGUAUCUACAGAGGGCAUUUCAUGGUGUUUCUCACUUUUAGGUCUGAAUACAUUACGACAGGAAUUAGCUCUUGCUAAUUUGCCUUUGGCUGUUGGUGCAUUGAGGGCUAGCGUAUAGCCAACGCAAACAAUUAUCUUAAACUCAUAAUCUGUUUAACCCACAUAAAAGAACACAAAGAGACCCAACAAAACCAAAAUACAAAACAUUAAUGAAACCUCCAUUCAUCAAAGACUAGGUAAUAUUACCUAGUUUGUAGCAGAUUGUUGUGUUUUCAAACUUUCAUUGUUAAUCCCAGUUUGAGAACACAAAUAGAAAAGCACAAAUAGAAAGUUGUACAAACACUAUUAGCAAGCUUAAGGCUUUACCCUGCCUAUUUGGUCCUCCUUUACUCAUGGAUUCUUGUAUAGUUUGGCAUGUAAAAUAAGCUUUCUUGCAAUUUUCAUAACUGACAGUUAUAAAUAUACUGGUCAAUUUAUUCAUCAUCCAUAUAAACUCGUUGCAGCCAAAAAAAUAUACCUGUGAUUUAUAUGUAGCUGCCUUAUGGGUGUUAUUGUCACUCUCAAUCACACAAGCUUGGUCAAACAUGCCACUGCUGUUGGAUGAAAAUAUUUAACAGCAGCCAAAUCCAGGCUUCCUUACCCACAAUUAUACAAUGGAAACUAUGUGAAAACCUAAGACUGGAGUGCCCAAAUUCUGCCAUAGUACAACUACAUCCACUGUCAAAUUAUAUUAUUGAUUUUACACGGCAACAGCAUUAUUAAUAAACUAUAGAUUAAACAAUAUGUAACUUACAUUCAACAUUGGGGGGGAAAUCAGCCCAAGGACUGUGUGUUAACAGGGUGGAAGGGUCUCUGAAGUAAUAAUUUUGACCAAAAACUCUUCAUCUGAUCUGUUUGUGAGCUGUGAGACAACAAUUUGCACUUAGAAGAAGUUCACCUUCAGAGCAAAAGGCUUUGGGGCCUGAAUGUAGGAUUUCAUCUUCUUAAUUUAUGUAUUUUUUUCAACAGUUGUCUGUAUUCUAUAUGUUACUAUUUAUCCUUUGAGAAAGGAAACAUCGAUGUGCCAUCACAUUUUGUCAUAUCUAAGAGUUUCAUUUGUUAAGGAGAAUAUUUUUGCACAAGAAAUGUUGGGAUGAUGGAUGUUUUUAAUUGUUUGUGUGUGUCCAAGCUAAUCAAUUUCUGAUCCAAGUGUGUCAAGUGACAUUUUAAGUCAGUAUGUGUGUGAUAUAGAUUUUUGUUUAUGAAGUUUGGCAAGCUUUUAUACAUUAUUUUUUAUUUAAUUUUGAAUUUUACUGUCUUACAGAUUUUUCAGUUUAUUUUUUUCACUCUUCCUCUCUCCUGUCCUUAUUCACUAUCUCAAACAUUUUCUGAAUCUCAUGACAGACUGCAGUCUGUAAGCAAUAUUUACUUUAAUGGAACAUUUUUGUUUAUGACCCAGUUCUCAGACCAGAAUCAGUGCAUCUGUGCUAACUAGGCUUGUCAGGACUGAGGGGGGGGGGGGACGCUUUUGAACACUGUGUUACUUCAGCAGACUUCAACUGUCAUGAAACUCAAUCUGUAAAUGAUCAUGUAAACUUUGACUUCAUACAAGAAAACAAACAAAAAAAAAGCAACAUUUUAGCUGGGUUCGACAUUAGCUGCAAGAACUCAAAAAGCCUUGCUUUGUUUCUUGGAACAAAUUACCGGUAAAGUCAUUUAGUUGAAGUAGACCGCUAUUCAUGCUUUAAAGUAAAGCACCUCUCGUGUCACAAAUUUCACAGGACACUUUUAAAUAAAAUGAAGAAAGUGCUUCUCACCAUUGGUUACAGCUGUUCAAACUAUUUCUGAAAAAAUUAACAUCUGCAGUGCAUGCUUCUGCAUCAGAGUGCAAGAACUCAGUGUCAUACUUUCUUUCCACGGUGAUAGGAUUUGUGUGAAAAUGUUAUUUGCUCUAUCUGCUAUAUAAAAGGCAGUGAUAAUUGUUUUAUGGAUUGUUUUAUGUUUCGGAUUGUUUUAUCUGUGGCCAUACUGAAUGUAACCUAUUGUGUGACAGAUCACUAACGAUGUAUGCAGGAAAAGCACUACCAUGUUAAAAUAAAGGCCUACUGCACUGUUUUUAAGACAAAAGCAAAACCGGAAUGUUCAUAAAUAUUCAUCUUUAAAAGUGUUACUUCAAACCUUACACAAAUUAUAGUCUUGCUCCAGACACCAACCAGACUGAUACGCAGUAUGAC